GUAACAGUUACUUCUUCCUUUCUCUUUCAAUCUUUCUUCACAAUAUACGCACCUAUUCACUGUACUAGUCAUAUAUCUCAACUAGGUUUCUUGAUUUACCAAUUAUCUCAAUUGGGUCACUUUGGUUCUUGAAUUCUUAUUAUCUUUCUGACUUUACUUGAUUGUCAUUGUAAUGGAAAAUUCAAUUCUUCUUCAUAGUGGAAAUCAGUUCCAACCCAAGUUACCCUUUUUUGCAAUUAGGCCCAAAAAGCUAUCACUAGUUAAGCGUGUUAAAGCGACAGGCAAAAGUCCUGGGGAAGGUGCAAGUGGUGAUGAAUCAGAUGAAACUUUACAGGCUACAAUUGAAAAGAGUAAAAAAAUGUUAGCCAUGCAACAGGACCUACUUCAACAGAUUGCAGAAAGAAGAAAAGUAGUCUCUUCAAUAAAAAGCAGCCUCGCAGAUGCCAAAGGUACUUAUGAUGACGGGAAUGGUAGCUUAUCAAAUAUUGACGUGGGUAAAGAAUAUAAUGGUACUUUAUCUACUCCAAUUACUGAUGUCCAAAAAACUACACCGCCAGCUAUAACCCAAGAUUUUGUUGAAAAUAAAAAAGAAGUUAAAAGGGACCUGUCUCAGGAAGAGCAGUUGAAAACCGGUACUCGGAAGGCAGCUCAAUCCGAUGAAAGGGCCCCACUGUCAAGAUCAUCCAUCACGGGCAGUAGCCAGACUUCCUCUACUGUAACUUCUGCCAAAAGAACAUUAAAUGUCCCUCGAGAAGCUUCAAAGUCCAGUCAACAGAAGAUCCAGUCUUAUGUGCCUUCAUUCCUUCAAGAAUCUUCAGCACAAUCCUAUUUGGAACAGAAGAGUGACAAUCUUGAAGGAUCAAGUGCUGAGAAGGCAAACACAGAGACUGAAGAUCCUGUGGAUGUAGAUGAGAAACCGCCUCCAUUGGCAGGAACAAAUGUGAUGAACAUUAUUUUGGUUGCUGCGGAAUGCGCUCCAUGGUCUAAAACAGGUGGGCUGGGAGAUGUUGCUGGAGCAUUACCCAAGGCUUUGGCUCGACGUGGCCACAGAGUUAUGGUUGUGGCACCUCGUUAUGGCAACUAUGCUGAACCUCAAGAUUCUGGUGUAAGAAAAACUUAUAAUGUUGAUGGUCAGGAUGUGGAAGUGACUUUCUUCCAAGCCUUUAUUGAUGGUGUGGACUUUGUUUUCAUUGAAAGCCACAUGUUUCGGCACAUGGAGAACAAUAUUUAUGGAGGGAAUCGUGUGGAUAUAUUAAAACGCAUGGUUUUAUUUUGCAAAGCAGCAGUUGAGGUUCCUUGGCAUGUCCCAUGUGGUGGUGUCUGUUAUGGAGAUGGAAAUUUGGUGUUUAUUGCUAAUGAUUGGCAUACUGCUUUAUUGCCAGUGUACCUGAAAGCUUAUUAUCGCGACAAUGGAAUGAUGAAAUAUACAAGAUCUGUCCUUGUGAUUCAUAACAUCGCUCAUCAGGGUCGUGGUCCUUUGGAGGAUUUUUCAUAUGUAGGUCUUCCACCACACUACAUGGACACUUUCAGGUUGUAUGACCCAGUAGGAGGUGAGCAUUUCAACAUUUUCGCAGCUGGUCUAAAGACAGCAGAUCGUGUAGUUACAGUUAGUCAUGGAUAUUCAUGGGAACUAAAAACUUCCGAAGGUGGCUGGGGAUUGCAUGAUAUAAUUAAUAAGAACGAUUGGAAAUUUCGGGGUAUUGUAAAUGGGAUCGAUACAAAAGAGUGGAACCCUGAGUUGGAUGUUCACGUACAGUCAGAUGGUUACGUGAACUACUCCCUGGACACACUGCAGACCGGCAAGCCUCAAUGUAAAGCUGCAUUGCAGAAGGAACUUGGUUUACCAAUUCGCGAUGAUGUCCCACUGAUCGGUUUCAUUGGGAGGCUAGACCCACAAAAGGGUGUUGAUCUGAUAGCUGAGGCAGUGCCUUGGAUGAUGGGUCAGGAUGUGCAACUGGUCAUGUUGGGGACGGGCAGGCGUGACCUUGAACAGAUGCUAAGGCAAUUUGAGUGCCAACACAACGAUAAAAUUAGAGGAUGGGUUGGUUUCUCUGUGAAGACUGCUCAUCGUAUAACUGCUGGUGCAGACAUUCUUCUCAUGCCUUCUAGAUUUGAGCCUUGCGGAUUGAACCAGCUUUAUGCUAUGAAAUAUGGGACUAUUCCUGUUGUUCACGCAGUAGGAGGACUCAGAGAUACUGUGCAGCCUUUUGAUCCUUUUAAUGAGUCAGGACUAGGUUGGACCUUCAGUAGGGCUGAAGCUGGUCAGCUGAUCCACGCAUUAGGAAAUUGCUUACUGACUUAUCGCGAGUACAAAAAGAGUUGGGAGGGAAUUCAGACACGCGGUAUGACACAAGACUUAAGUUGGGAUAAGGCUGCUCAGAACUAUGAAGAAGUUCUUGUCGCUGCCAAAUAUCAGUGGUGAGGUUCAUGCCAUUCUAUCAAGUUUUAAUGAAGGCAUUUCAGCUCCUCCUUAAGAGGGUCUAAAUAUUGAGUUUUUGCUGGGUAUAUCUGAUAACGGCAUUAAUUUUGCUUAACCAAUGCAAGUCCAAAAUCCUCGUCUUUCUUCAAGUGACUGAAUUUCAGAGCCCUAAUCCCGUCUCGACAUGAGAGGAUGCAACAAGUUGGCUAAUUGUCAUACCACUACGUCAUCUCGAAUGGUUGCUGUGCUUUGGUCAUAUACAUUUGUAUAUAUUCUUUUUAGCUACCAACAUCUAGUUAUAUAUAGCCAAUCUCUACUCUAUCUUUGUUGAAAGUUGUAAGGAAUCAGCUACUGUCAAAUAUCAUGCGUAUGAAUGUGACCCAAUUUUAGUUUCCAGA
Lycium ferocissimum is the source of this 2817-nucleotide messenger RNA. RefSeq names its product granule-bound starch synthase 2, chloroplastic/amyloplastic. Gene Ontology annotation, molecular function: alpha-1,4-glucan glucosyltransferase (UDP-glucose donor) activity. Lineage: Eukaryota; Viridiplantae; Streptophyta; Magnoliopsida; Solanales; Solanaceae. The transcript has 8 exons. Bases 173 to 2422 code for a protein of 749 amino acids. The record is from RefSeq and is a predicted model, not a curated record.